AUGAGUAGCGAUAAUGACUUUGGAAAUGAAACAGAUGACUAUAUAAUGGAUGAUCACAGUGAAGAUGAGCAGUACUAUGAUCCAGAAAGUGACCAUUUAUCUUCCAGUAACGAAGAACAUACUUACUACAGUCAUGACCAUGAAGAUUCAUAUGAUGAUGCCUUUGAUCAUCGCCCUGAUAGCAUUACAGAUAGUCAAGACGAAGAUGCCAUACAUCAAGAAGCUGAACACGAACAUGAUAGUGAUGAGGAAGAGUCUGCAUUCAGAGGGACUUUCAAUUCACAGACAUUUUUAAACAAUCUAAGAAAUGUACAACAAGGUGAUCGUCAAAAUGUCAAUUUAUCAGAGGUUAUACCAGAAUUACUAAACAUGUUAGGUGGUAGAAGACCAAGGGAUGGUCCUAUGGGUGGAAGAGACAACAGGAUUUCCAAGCUAGUUGAUAAUGUUUCUAAUGCCAAUGAAGAUCCCUAUAUUGCAAUGGAGAGUUUAAGUGAAUUAUCCGAACAUUUAUUAAUGGCUAAUCAAAUUGUCAUAGAUAGAGUCUUCCCAAUUGAAAGACUAUUGAAAAGUUUAAUAAAAAUUCUAACUUGCAUGGUUCUACAGGACGAGUCAGAACUACAAAUGCAAGCGUGUAGAUGCAUGUAUAAUUUAUUUGAGGUCAAUCCGGAGAGUAUAUCACUUGCUGUAGAUAUGGAUAUGAUACCUGCUUUGCAGCAUAAAUUGUCGGAAAUCAAUUAUAUCGACUUAGCAGAGCAAGUAUUGGAAACUUUGGAAUUUAUUUCUAGAAUACAUGGUAAGGAUAUAUUGCAUGUAGGCAAAUUAUCCUCAUAUCUACAAUAUUUAGACUUUUUUACCAUCCAUGCACAGAGGAAAGCCAUAUCUAUCGUUUCCAACGCAUGUGCCCGCAUUGAACCAAGUGAUUUCAGUACCAUAGAAGAUGUUUUCAUCAUCCUGAAGCCUGUAUUUUGCAACACUACUGAUGAAACCGUUUUAAAAAAAACUCUUUCAGUCAUAUAUAGUGUUUGUGGAAGUUUCAAAAGCUCUUAUAUGUUCGAAACACUGUUUACGCAAGAUGUUUUGGAACGCUUGGCUGGAAUAAUUUCGAGCAAAGAAUCAUCAUCUGAUACCAAAAUAAAAUGUUUUGACUGUCUCUCAGUCUUGGUUGGGGUGAGUCCUCAAUUAUCGAACACUUUGAUGGAAACAAUUGACCUGACAAAGGUUUUCAAUGAAUGUUUACAGCAAUAUGGUAAAACCAAAAAUACUGCAUUACAUGAGUGCAUCAUGUUUGUCCCAAAGGAUCUCCUGCAUAGCGUUGCCCGUUUCAUUACCUCAUUAUUUCCCUCUGGACAGGACACUUUAUUAACAAAAAAAUCAACAGAAAAUGAGGUACAACUUCUCGUCACCGAAAAACUUAUUAUUUUGAUCGAGAAACUGAUCCCCCUCCUUAUAGAGAUUUAUAUGAAUACCAUUGACUUCAGUAUACGUCACUAUGUUUCCGUCGCACUCAUUAGAAUUGUUACGUAUAUGAAUCCUGAUAUCUUGCCAAAGGUUGAUAAGCAUUUGCUCAAAUUAAUAGGAUCUGCUUUGGCGCAGAAUAAGUCUACUUUAGACACAGGAUCUUCUCAUUCUUUAGAAAUUGGGAUUCUAUUAGCGGCUUUGUUAUCUUUAAUCAGUAGUCUGUGUGACAGAUUUGGAGAUACUUUCCUGACAGAGUUAAAACGUGAAGGAAUUUUUGACUUGGUCAAUUCAAUCAAUGGUUAUUUUGAAAAGACUAACAUUAGAUCUGCAGGGGAACAUGUAAUCGGAGUUAAUGCUCCUAAAUUUAUAAAGAAUCACAAUUCUAUGAGUGAUUCUGAAGAGGAAGAGGAUGAUGAUGAUUAUGAUUUAAUUGGAGCAGAUUUUGAUGUUCCUAAUGAGGUUAAACCAAAAAAGAUCAAAUUCGAUAUAUUCAGGAAUUUGGCGCCUGAAGAAGUAAGUGAUAAUAUAUCACAUUUAUGUUGUAAUUUAAGAGAUCUGUUUAAUAAAUCGAAAGUGACAGACAAUAAAGACUUGCGAGAGAUUACUUUGAUUGCAGAUUCUUUGAAAUACGUAGAGUUAAAUGAUCAAUCAUACGAUAAUUUGUACGAUUUCUGGAAAUCAGUGGAUAGUUGCAUUUUCCGUGACACUUUCACGAUUUCUGGGUUUGAAUUUAUAACUACUGGUUUAGCGUCGUCUUUGGUGAAUCACAUUCAAAAGGUUGGAGAAAAUAACAUGAUUUCUAAAAAGGCAAUGAUGGAUGUAUUUGGAGAUCGACUUUCUAAUCUAGUUAGUAUAUUGCAGACUGCUUUAACUAGAGUCGAUUCCUUCAAUGUUGUAGAGUCAGGCUUACAAGGUGAAGAAAGUGGAAUGGCAUCUCUAGGAAAGCAAAUGAAAAUCCACCUUGAAUAUGACGGUGAUAUCGGCCAGGAUAAAAUUUUACCAGCACUUUCAUCAGUAAUGGUAGUUAUUCAUUGUGUAGCUUCUUUUAGGGCUUUGGCUGAGUUCUUAAAACAUCGUGCCACUCGUGCAAGUUUUUUUAAUUCUCUUAUUCCUGGUCUAAACUUUGUUAGAGAUGGUGAAGAAACUGAUGACCAAGAAUACUUGGACUUUGUUUUUAGCUUUAACGGUGAAUCCAUUGAAAAAGAUGAAACCAUAUUUGGCGCCUUGUUUAAAAUAUUUAGCAGAGACAAGAUUGAUAUCAAGGAACUGUGGCAUCAGCCACAAGUCAUAAAAUUCAAGAAAAUUAAAGGCACAUCUGAUGUCAUCAAAGAAAACACAGCUGAUGACAGUUUAAUUUCUUCAAAUCCAUAUGCUUCAAGGACGAUUGAUAGGAGUGAAAAGGUACCUGCAGAAGACAUCAUGACUAUACUUAGAUUUUUGGAGAACUGCUUAGGUAAUAAAGAUUUAUUUAUCAAUCCAAAGCUGAGUGCUAAAUUAAACAGACAAUUAGAGGAACCGCUCAUUGUAGCCAGCGGUAUACUUCCAGAUUGGAGCUUGUAUUUAACAGCUGAUUUCCAUUUCCUCUUUCCAUUCGAUACAAGAAUUUUCUUUUUACAAUGCACUUCAUAUGGUUAUGGAAGACUGAUACAGUUUUGGAAAACGAGGAUUGGCAUGGAUAAGGAAUUAAGCAGCGAUAAUCCACUUCUCCAGCUGGGUCGUGUGUCAAGACGCAAAUUAAAAAUAUCAAGAGAUACAAUGUUUUUGACUGGGCUGAAAAUUUUAGAAAAAUAUGGAUCUAGUCCAAGCGUCUUGGAAAUUGAAUACCAAGAGGAAGUUGGUACAGGUCUAGGUCCCACUUUAGAGUUCUAUGCCAUGAUUUCAAAGGCAUUUGCAAAGAAAAAUCUCAAUAUGUGGUUACAGAGCGGCUACGCCCCUCAAAGUGAUAGUGAACAGAGUACAUAUGUUGAAAACUUAUUGUAUCCUAAUCCUAUUGAUUUGAGUAAAGCGGAAUCCUCGAAGAUCCUAGAUCUUUUUGAGUAUUUAGGUACGUUUGCUGCAAGGUCAAUGAUCGACAACAGAAUACUGGAUUUCCGCUUUAACAGGUUAUUUUUCCAUGUAGCUCACCAUUUGGCAAGACAUGGAAAUUUAACAAGCUUAUUCAACAACAUCGACGAUGGUAUAAACCUUGUGAAAGAGCUAGAUAGCCAGGUAGCAAACUCUUUAAAAUAUGUUCAUGAUAACAAAGACAACAGUGAUGUGAUAGAUCAGCUAUAUUUAAACUUUGUGCUGCCUGGUACCGACAUCGAGCUGAUUGAAAAUGGAAGGUCAGUUCAUGUGCAAGCAUUUAACGCAGAUGAAUAUAUAAGACAAAUUCUUUCACAAUUAAUGGGAAAGGGGAUAAAAAGCCAGGUAGAGUCAUUUAUGAGAGGGUUUUCGAAAGUUUUCCCCUAUAAAAAUCUACUGAUUUUGUCACCUUCUGAAUUAAUCGAUCUUUUCGGUAGUGUUAAAGAAGACUGGUCGCCUGAAUUGUUAUACACCAGCAUGAGUGCAGACCAUGGAUAUACGAUGAGCUCUCCCGCGAUAGCAGAUUUGAUUUCUAUCAUGAGCAACUUCUCGCGCCAAGAAAAACGUUUAUUCUUACAGUUUUUAACAGGGUCUCCAAAAUUACCACUUGGAGGAUUCAAGGCUCUGAAACCUAAAUUUACUGUGGUGUUAAAACAUGCAGAAGGCGACCUAAAGCCCGACCAAUAUUUGCCAAGCGUAAUGACAUGUGCAAACUACCUAAAGCUUCCAAAAUAUAGCAGUAAAGAAAUCAUGCACAAAAGAAUCAAGCAGGCCAUGGAGGAAGGUGCAGGGGCAUUUCUACUUUCUUGA
Messenger RNA from Kazachstania africana CBS 2517, 4332 nucleotides. It is a transcript of the gene UFD4, whose product is annotated as putative ubiquitin-protein ligase UFD4. The record is from RefSeq and is a predicted model, not a curated record. Gene Ontology annotation, cellular component: nuclear speck. Lineage: Eukaryota; Fungi; Ascomycota; Saccharomycetes; Saccharomycetales; Saccharomycetaceae. Gene Ontology annotation, biological process: proteasome-mediated ubiquitin-dependent protein catabolic process; protein polyubiquitination. The coding region runs from base 1 to 4332 and encodes 1443 amino acids. The transcript has a single exon. Gene Ontology annotation, molecular function: ubiquitin protein ligase activity.